AAAUCGUUCAUCGUUCAUUUCCAACGCUCGGCAUCUUCGCUCAACUUCCGUCUGUCGGCUUCCGCGGGAGAACGUCAUUUUUCAGCUUGGCGUCCGCGACCUCAUCAUCAUCGCUUUGCAUUCUCAACCCGGCGUGUUCGCAGGGGCGAUCACCCAGUCGCAUAACUGCCUGUGUGCUGCGGUACUCCUGUCGAUCCACGUCGUCGCCGUCUAAGCCGCAGUGUAUGACAGACGGUCCUACGUCUGCGAACUGUGAACUGCGCACUACUCACUUGCCAUAUAUCUGGUCCGUACUGAGGCACUGAUCGCCUCGCGGCCUCACAUCAGCACGACACAUUGUUCCCACACCGCUCACGAAAGCCUUCCCUAGCCUUAAUCACGGCGACUCCCACUCGGUUUGCGCAUGCACUCCCGGUCAGCCUGACCGGUCCACAGUCAACACGGCUCAGACAUGGGAUCUCCUUUACCUCCGGAUCCCUAUGAGGCCCUAGGAGUGCCCAAAGAUGCGACAUCAGCGGCCGUCAAGACUGCACAUCGGAAACUGGUCCUCAAAUGCCAUCCGGAUAAGGUGACAGAUCCCGCCGAGAAACAGGCCGCUGCCGACAGAUUCCACAAGAUCCAGAGCGCGUAUGAAAUCCUGAUUGACGAGAGUCGGAGAGAGCGAUACGAUGCCCAAGUACGUCUGGCAGAGCUGAAGAAGGAGGCCAUGGCGCGGUCGCAGGGUGCUGGAAGAUCGCGUGGCGCAGAAAAGUCAGGUCCCUCGCCCCCAUACAGGACCGCGCCGUCAGAAGCACCACGAGGAGCAUAUGCAAGUCGCGGUCCGGAGCCAGCACGCCCGACUCCUCAGUACGAAGAACGGAGGCCACCUUAUGCGGCGGACUACUUUGAUCCACAACCCAGAGCAACGCAGCGAAAAGAGCCUGAGCCCGAGCGCGAGCGGACUUCCCGGCGGACUGCUCACGAGGUCAAGGAGAGAUUCAAGAGUGCAGCUCAGAAGGCUAAGAGCGUCAAAGAACACGAAAAGGAGCGGAGACGCGAAAAGACCCGACAGUCAGACCGGGACACCAGGCAGGAGCGAGAGCGAAAGCACACGCCUUUCGUCGUUGAUGUGGAUUCUGACAGCGAAUCGGACGAGCAGGAAAUGCGCAGCCGACGCAUGCCCGAGGAAGACGAGGAACGCAGAGCGAGGGAAACAUACUACGCUCAGAUGUUCAAGCAGCGCCGUGAGGCAGAGGAAGGCCACUACGGCGAUGAACGCGCUCGAAAACUCUUCACCCAGACCAACGAUGUGCGCGACUACAUUGCAUCCUCACGUGGAGCUCCUCGCCGUCCUGAGCCAUCAGAUCGCGAGCGUGAACGCGAAAGGGAGAGAGAACGCCGUCCUUCACCAGUCCGAAUGGGCUCUUCGAAAGAUGGCGUGGAGUAUGUCAAGCGCAAAGAUGGUCGUCCAGCUGUCAUGGUUCGUCGUGCAUCCUCAAAGCCUGGAAAAGAAUCCAGCAGUAAGGAGAAAGAAUCGUCAAAGAAAGCAUCAUCACGCACUCCCGAACGAAGAUCGAGCGAAGAGAGGGUUGUUGAGAAACGAAAGCCUCCGCCACUCGCCACGAGCAAAUCCUCUCCGGCAGACAUUCACAUUCCGGAGAAACCACGCUCUGCUUCUGUUCAGAUCAAUUCUGAGGCGCCUCCAGUUCGACCAAUGCAAAGAUCUGAAACCAUGCCUACUCGCAAGUCAGAAAAUACAGUCCCGACCAAGAGCUCAAACUUCCGAUCCACGGAGCUCAACGGUGGAAUGCCUACGCCAGCUCCCACACCAGAGGAGUCAGCAGUGCCGACACACAAGUUUCCUUAUGGAAAGCAGUAUGCAGACGACAAUGAGUUUGCUACACCUGACGGCUACCGCACUGAGACACGGGAGCUCGAGAAGCCACCAAGGCCACAACGACCACAGUACACUCGCAAAACCACGCGCAGUCCUUCUCCGACGAAAGAAGCCCGCGAGCCUCUACGAGACAUGCGUGAGUCAAGAGAUAGCCGAGGCUACAAAGAUUCUCGCGAAAUGCCUCGCGAUCGAGAUGUACGUGAUCCAAGGUUGACGACUCACCGCUCAACAUCUGCGCGGAACUUUGCUACCACUCAGCCAUCGCCACCAAACGUACGCACCACGAGUUACAAGUUUAAUGGUAGCGGAGUUGACCCUUACGACAACUCACGUCCAAGCAGUGGUCGAGACACCUCGCCACGAGAACGGGAACCGAGCUACAAGUACGAUCAGCGGCUUUACGGCGAGAUUCCACGUGAACGCGAUAGUCGACCUGCUUCUGGAUCUCCUCGUCAAGCUCAUGGACCCCACGCUCCGCCUGUUGAUGAGGGCAUCAACUAUCGCAGGUAUCGACCGGAGGAUAUCAAGUAUCAGACCGGCUACAGCAUCAAACGCCCAAGUGUCGACAUCCGGCCGAGCUUGAGUCGGAAUGGCAGCGGUCAUGCAUCAUAUUACCAACAGCAGCCUGUUCGGGCUUAGAUCACUACACUAUCAUUUGCAUUGGAGAGAAGUAUUUUUUACUGCAUGGCACUACAGAACAUGAACAGCGAGCAUUACGGAUGAACGCAUGAUGUUUUUACAAGUUGUACAAUUCCCAGAUCGCGAGGCCUCUUCACUGAGUGCUGGUCUGCGUUGGGCAGGAUGUCUCAACAACACUUUCUGCAAAGGGCGGCGAGAUUGAACUGAACAAGGAGGAAGCUUUUUGGCUCGGCAUGGAUCGAAUUCUUCUUCUUCUGGUUUGGAGGGGAUGGAUACUCGGGGAUCAUGAACGCUAACCUUGGCUCCAUUAGGUGGAUCUGCUAAAUAGAAUAACAGUAACGAUUGUAAUGAGAAUAGGACAUCCAAGCCAAGAAUGGCUCACG
Molecule: messenger RNA, 2898 nt
Organism: Pseudocercospora fijiensis CIRAD86
Lineage: Eukaryota; Fungi; Ascomycota; Dothideomycetes; Mycosphaerellales; Mycosphaerellaceae
Exons: 1
Coding region: 452-2515 (687 amino acids)
Biological process (GO): spliceosomal complex disassembly
Cellular component (GO): spliceosomal complex
Molecular function (GO): ATP binding
Source: RefSeq, a predicted model, not a curated record